AUGUCUGAGGGCUCAGGCAGCAAUGGGCUUGGUGCGGCGCCUGGUCUUGGGUCAGGAUUCCAGCUCGGACCUAUCCUUGGCUCUGGACUUGGACGCCAAGGCGAAACGAAUCCCUUGUAUUAUGCACAGAGUCCGCAUGCCGCUUACUUUGGUGGGCAUCCGUCGCAGACCAACUCUCCGCCGCAUAGGCCCCCCGCGGGCGACUCGUACGCCAACAGCCACCUCGUGCCGUACCUGAACCAUCAUACACCCGGUGAGGGUGCUGCCGACAUCGGCUCGGAAGCCCCACCUUCUUUGGAUGCGUUCUACAUCCAGCAGGCAUCUGGGUCGUUUGGUGUGCCCUUGGACGUGCCCGAGAUCAAUGCAUAUGACCAUGCAGCUGCUGGCAGUGGCCUUCCAUCAAGCACAUUGCCGCUCCGUGGGCCGCCUAACAUGGUAGGAUGGCCGCCUGCUUCCCGGCCAUCUGGCACUGCCGGUCCUCACGAUAUCCAGCCACAUGACGAAUCAGAGGUGUUACACUCAGCCCCCCAUGGCUAUCCUACUUCGCUUGGUGCUAUGCCACCGCUACCAGGAAGUACUCGCAACUUCCCUACGAGUGUCUACAGACCGACUGACCCAACGACUCAUCGUCACAUGAUGAUGGACCAGGAUGCUGGUCGUCCACCGCGUCCAUUGCAAAAGCGCCAGCGUACUAGUCCGGUACCUUUUGGCGAAAGUAUCGAUAUGCAAUCUAGAUUCCGUGGUGCAGGGCCGGGGCCAGGGCGACCGCGACUACCGACUCGUGGGAUCUCUGCUCGUCGGGAUAUCGAGACGGGGACCCAUGGUGAUGGCUUGACCGACUUUUUGCCAAACACGGAAGCACCAGCAGCCCCUGGCAGUGAUUUAGCCUCCUGGAUUUUAGGUCCUGAUGAUGUGCCUCAGAGGCCGCAAGCAUUUCCGAUGGAUCCAUCAGCGUACUACCGAUCGGGCAUGGCGCCUCCGCCCGCUUCUGGUAUCCGGCUGGAUAUGCCUAGCUUGGCGACCGCACAACCACCGAUGGGUGUGCCUAAGGACUUGGCGCCAUUACGAUCACAAGCACCUAAUUCGGAUGAUGAACCACUCUAUGUGAAUGCGAAGCAAUACCAACGUAUCUUGAAACGCCGCGUAGCACGGUCGCGGAUGGAAGAGAAACGCCGUCACAUGUUCAUGAUGGCGAUUAAGCAACGGGAAGAAGAGAAAAAUGGUGGUCCGACAGAAAUUAGCGAGGAAUGGGUAUCUGGUCUAUUGGCUCUGGACGAAGAGUCAAAGAAGCCCUACCUACAUGAAUCGCGUCACAAGCACGCCAUGCGUCGACCGCGCGGUCCAGGUGGCCGAUUCUUGACUACAGAGGAAAUUCGUAAACGUAAUGAAGAGAUUGCGGCCCAGAAAUCAAAUGAGGAGAAAGCAGGCGAUGAAGGCGUACCGUCAGCGUCGUCGGCAACCAAAGAGGGCACUAGCGAUGCGCCGCAGCAGUCAGCUAAGCCUUUUGCAUCAUCCUUGGAAUAUUCGGGCCCUAGGACCGACGAGCCAAAGGAAAAUCCACACAAUACUGUCAAUGUCGAACCAUCAUCCGGUGCCCCGGAUGCUGAUGCACCACCUUCCACCAUUGCAGACUAA
Messenger RNA from Malassezia restricta, 1635 nucleotides. RefSeq names its product CCAAT-binding transcription factor subunit HAPB. Gene Ontology annotation, biological process: regulation of transcription by RNA polymerase II. The coding region runs from base 1 to 1635 and encodes 544 amino acids. The transcript is spliced from 2 exons. Gene Ontology annotation, cellular component: CCAAT-binding factor complex. The record is from RefSeq and is a predicted model, not a curated record. NCBI's taxonomy places the organism in Eukaryota, Fungi, Basidiomycota, Malasseziomycetes, Malasseziales, Malasseziaceae. Gene Ontology annotation, molecular function: RNA polymerase II cis-regulatory region sequence-specific DNA binding; DNA-binding transcription factor activity, RNA polymerase II-specific.